Molecule: messenger RNA, 1071 nt
Organism: Lolium perenne
Lineage: Eukaryota; Viridiplantae; Streptophyta; Magnoliopsida; Poales; Poaceae
Product: protein FAR1-RELATED SEQUENCE 5-like
Biological process (GO): regulation of DNA-templated transcription
Molecular function (GO): zinc ion binding
Source: RefSeq, a predicted model, not a curated record
AUGGAUGGUUUGCACCCAACUAACAUCAUCACUGAUCAGGAUGGUGCAAUGAGGAGUGCCAUUUUGGCAACUUUUCCAAAUUCAUGCCACAGGAAUUGUAGAUGGCACAUAAUGCAGAAUUUCCAACCUGUGCUAGGAAAUGACAUGGCUAAGAAUGAAGAUCUACGGAGAGAGUUCAAUGAGAUAAUUGACCACAGCAUGACAGAAGAUGAAUUUGAAAGAAGGUGGGCAGAAAUGAUCAUCAAGUACAAUGUAGGGGACAACACACAUUUGAAGGACGUCUAUGAUCUGAGAUCCAGUUUUGUCCCUGCUUACUUCAGGGAUAGGUUCUUCCCGUUCCUACAAACUACAGCGCGUAGUGAAGGGUUCAAUGCUGUUUUGAAAAGAUAUGUUAGACCACACAACAGCCUCGUGCAUUUCUUCAGACAAUACAUGAAACUACAAGAGAAAAUUGAAGUUGCAGAAGAUGGUAAUGAAUUCGAAAUGGAAGAAAAAACUCUAAGGAUGUGGGGAGAGUGGCCACUUGAGAAACAAGCUAUACAAGUGUACGCCAGGCCCAUCUACCUGCGUUUCAGGGCUGAGAUUCGUAAAGUUACAUCUUACAAUGCAAAUCUAGUUGAGGGGCAUCUGUUUGAUGUUGUUCCAAUAACAGGAUCAGUUUAUGGAUAUGGCAAGAGAUCCUACAGGGUGGAAGCUAACAUGCAGGAAUCGACCUACACAUGCGAAUGCUCUAAAAUUAAAAGGGAUGGUUUGUUGUGCUGCCAUGCAUUGCGAGUAAUGGCUCAGGUUGGUGUUGUGGGGUACAUACCGCCGCAUUACAUACUGCCAAGGUGGCAAAUGCCACCAGAAGACAUUGUUACACAGAAAGUAGACUUGCCUGAUGUCCCUAGUGACAGGAAGUUGUCAAUUAAAGAGAGGAAGCUGAUCCGGUAUGGGACACUGUGCAAUGAUUUCACAGGCAUAGCUAAAGUAGCAUCCGAAUCGGAUAAAAGCAAGGCUAUAGCUGAUAAGUACAUGUUGGCUUUGUCAAAUGAACUUAAUUCUAUGAAGUUAAGUGAAGCAGCAAAAUGA